CCUUUCUCUUCUAGGUUUCAGAACUCGACGUACUAAAGUUUUAUUGGUGAAGCUCCCAAACAGAACAACAUUUGUGAAACAAUAACAAAGCCGAAUUUGCAUCUCAUCUUCCAUGGCUCAAAAAGUAGCUGAUGAGAAGAAUAUCAGCUUGAAGGCGUUGGUGGACAAAGGGACAAACAGAGUUAUCUUUGUAGAGGCUGAUAAUGAUUUCAUUGACGUUCUCUUCAGUUUCUUGACAAUACCAAUGGGAAGAAUUGUGAGGCUUGCUCGUGACCAUUCAAUACCAGUGGAAAUAGGUUGCAUGAACAAAUUGUAUCAGAGUAUUGAGAAGCUUGAUGUGCAGGUUUUCAGGUCUAAUGCAUGUAGAGACAUGUUAUUACUUCCGUACAGUGCAGCAAACUGUUAUUGCAAGAACCUCAAAUUGAAAAUUGUUGAUGAUGUUGAGCCAACACGGUUUAUGUGCUGUGUUUUUAGUUUUCAUUCCUGGUUAAGUUAUUAUGCAAAUGUUACUUGCGGUUUCGAUUCAUGUUCAUAUCUCAUCAAUCGUCCACUGCAUCCUUCAGUGGGCGAUUCUGAAGUUGGAGAAGUCUUUGUAAAAGAGGGAACCAGGGUUAUAAUUACUGAUGAUUUACAAGUGAUACCCCCAUUAAGUGCAGCUGGCAUUUCCUUGUUUACCAAGCUUGGAGCCACUAAUAGCAAUACCACUGAGGAGCUAACUUUCAGUAUUGGAGUUGAGCAGGUUUUGAAUUUGCUUGUGGGCUCAUUUGUAUCAAAAACCCCUUUCACUGAAACUCUGCUGAAGCCUAAUCCUGUACCAAAAUUGGGUGGUUGGAAUUUCAAUCAAGAGAAAUGCAUGGAAUCUCAAAUGCCGGGGGCCUCGAUAAAUGAGGAAGAAGAAACCAUCUCUGUCAAGCUCAUAGUGAGUAAAUCAAAGAAUGUGGUUUGCUAUGCAGAAGUACGAGAGGAUUUUGUUGAUUUGGUCUUCAGUUUCUUGACUCUUCCACUAGGGUUUAUAUUAAAGCAGAUGCUGGAUUCCCCUUGGAAAGGAUGUAUUGAUCAGUUGUUGAAGGGUGUUCUGAAUUUUGAUGAGCAAUUUUUUAAGUCAAAUCACCACAAGGAACUGCUAUGCAAUCCCAAACUUGUUCCUGGGUUCAGCUAUGAGAACAAUCUUUUAGGAAUUGAGGAGACCGUGUACUACAAAUUUCCUGAGCGUAAGUUGACUUCUGAUAGAUCCAUUAUCCCUUCUCACCAGUCCUCAGAGACAUAUGAAGUACUUAAAUUUAUUGAUCCCAAAUCCCAUGGUGAUAAGGAUACAAGUAUUCGGGGAUUCUUAAAAUUACCAGCAAUUUUCACAGUCACUGACAAUUUGGAUGUAAGGCAAGUAUCUCCAAUCUUUCAACUGUCUAUUCUCAAUGAUCUGAAGGUACAUUUCACUGAUAUUGAGGAUCGAACAGUGCAUGUUGGCAAGAAGGAGGCUUUGCGUCUUUUGGUGGCUUCUUUUGUUUCUGACUCGGUUCUAACCGAUGCUUUCCUACGGAAUCCAAUUGAGACAUCAACUAAACAAGAGCAAUGAGGAGUAAUUAAGAAGAGGUGUUGCUGCGCAGUGAAGGUUGUAAU
Messenger RNA from Fragaria vesca subsp. vesca, 1617 nucleotides. RefSeq lists its product as uncharacterized. Bases 113 to 1573 code for a protein of 486 amino acids. NCBI's taxonomy places the organism in Eukaryota, Viridiplantae, Streptophyta, Magnoliopsida, Rosales, Rosaceae. The record is from RefSeq and is a predicted model, not a curated record. The transcript has 4 exons.